Messenger RNA from Hyaena hyaena (striped hyena), 1697 nucleotides. It is a transcript of the gene CMBL, whose product is annotated as carboxymethylenebutenolidase homolog. Gene Ontology annotation, molecular function: hydrolase activity. The coding region runs from base 271 to 1131 and encodes 286 amino acids. The record is from RefSeq and is a predicted model, not a curated record. The transcript is spliced from 7 exons. NCBI's taxonomy places the organism in Eukaryota, Metazoa, Chordata, Mammalia, Carnivora, Hyaenidae.
AUCCGCCGCCCUCCGUCACCGCGCGUCCACUUCCGUCCCGCGGGAGGCGCCUCCCCUCCGCCGGUCGCGACGGUCCCCGGGCUGGCGGGUGCCCUCCGCGCGCCGAGAACCAGGCUUCCGGCGGCGGCCGGGUCGGUGCGCUCCGGGCGCAGGGACGCGCAGCGGCGCGGCGCCCACUCCGCGCGUGUUUGCAGAAGGGAGAGCCAGUGUGCCCGGUGCGCAGGCACAUCACACAGCCUUCGUGCCCUCACUAGCCAGCUCUUCAGGACCAUGCAUGGCGUCCACUCUUUACACAACGCAAUCACCACCCAAACGCACCUAAGUGCAGAAGAUGUGGCGCUAAAUAGAAAGCGAAAAGGAUACUUGUUUACAGGCCCCACUUCAGUAUCUCCAAUGGCUAACGAGGCUCAUCCUUGUCCCUGUGACAUUGGCCAUAAGAUAGAAUAUGGAGGGAUGGGGCGCGAAGUUCAAGUCGAGCACAUCAAGGCUUAUGUGACCAAACCCCCCUUCAACACGGGCAAGGCCGUGAUCGUCAUUCAAGAUAUAUUUGGCUGGCAGUUGCCCAAUACCAGAUACAUGGCUGACAUGAUCGCCGGAAAUGGAUACACAGCCGUCGUUCCAGACUUCUUUGUGGGGCAAGAACCCUGGGACCCUUCUAGGGACUGGUCCACCUUCCCAGACUGGUUGAAGACUAGAGACGCCAGAAAGAUCGACAGAGAGGUUGAUGCUGUCUUGAGGUAUCUGAAACAGCAGUGUCAUGCGCAGAAAAUCGGCGUCGUGGGAUUCUGCUGGGGCGGAGUGGCUGUCCAUCACGUGAUGAUGAAAUACCCAGAAUUCAGGGCAGGGGUGUCCGUCUACGGCAUCAUCAAGGACGGUGAAGAUGUGCACAGUCUGAAGAACCCCACGUUGUUCAUCUUUGCAGAGAAUGAUGCUGUGAUUCCUCUCGAGCAGGUCUCUUUGCUGACCCAGAAGUUGAAAAAACACUGCCAAGUGGAAUAUCAAAUUAAAACAUUCUCUGGGCAAACCCAUGGCUUCGUGCAUCGAAAGAGAGAAGACUGUUCACCAGAGGACAAGCCCUAUGUUGACGAGGCAAGAAGGAAUUUGAUUGAGUGGUUGCAUAAGUACGUUUAGAAGUGGCGGAGGGUAAACUUCCUCAAAAUAGCUUGCAUCCAGAAAUUUGCUUUGGGAUACUUGGAUCGUUUAAUUUUUAUUGGAAAUAAAAUAAAUCCAGGAAUCCUGAAAUUCUGAUUCCAUCUGAAACAUAAAUGCAGUAGGAAAUGGAAAUGCAUGAUAUAAUUUUUAACACAUACACUAAAAAAAAAAAAAAAAGAAAAGAAAACACGGUCAGUGCCUGAAAAAUUCAAAUGGUGGGGUAAUAUUCUAUUAGUAAAAACCUAGGGCUGUUUAUGGACCAGCUGACAGCUCAGGUGUGGACUUUUUGUUCUUAAUUAAGUACGUUCUUUAAAAUGAUGGGUGUUCAUGAAGAAUAUGAACUGUAAACUCGGAUUCAAAGCCCGGCUUCGUUGGGCAUUUGUCUGUCUUAAUGUAGAUGAGUCUCAUGUUCAUGCGUUGCUGACUAUGAGAAAUACUGAGGUUAAAAUAGGGUUUCGUUGACCUAAUUGUAUCGAGCCAAUAAACUUACUUUUUGAAUGUGUGGCUUUUUCUAAAAGCUAAUAAAGAACCGUGAAUUAGAGUGA